Moneuplotes crassus is the source of this 227-nucleotide messenger RNA. NCBI's taxonomy places the organism in Eukaryota, Ciliophora, Spirotrichea, Euplotida, Euplotidae. The record is from the annotation of a GenBank genome assembly.
AGAAAAUGAAGGCUGGCCAAGCAAGAACCACACCUAGAAGUAUCAUUAGAAAGAAAGCAACUGAGCUAAGAAAGAAGGGGCUCCAAGCUCAAGCGAGGGAUAAGAAUCCAAGGAACCAAAACUUGCACUCAGAUAUAAAAACUUUAGAAUAACAUUAUUGCUGAAAUCGAUCGAAUUGAUAAAUCUACAGAAAAUUUAAUCCAAAAAUUCAUUAAACUUGGCUCAUC